AUGAUGAGCUUCAGCGGCGCGGACGCGCUGCUGGGCGCCCCGUUCGCGCCGCUACAUGGAGGCGGCAGCCUGCACUACGCGCUGGCCCGCAAGGGCGGAGCGCGUUCUGCUGCCGGCUCAUCCAGCGGCUUCCACUCCUGGGCGCGGACAUCCGUGAGCUCCGUAUCGGCCUCGCCGGGCCGCUUCCGCGGUGCAGGAGCCACCUCGAGCACCGACUCGCUAGAUACGUUGAGCAACGGACCGGAGGGCUGCGUGGUGGCAGCAGCGGCAGCCCGCAGCGAGAAGGAGCAGCUGCAGGCGCUGAACGACCGCUUCGCCGGCUACAUCGACAAGGUGCGGCAGCUCGAAGCACAUAACCGCAGCCUGGAAGGCGAGGCGGCGGCGCUGCGGCAGCAGCAGGCGGGCCGCUCCGCCAUGGGCGAGCUGUAUGAGCGAGAGGUACGCGAGAUGCGCGGUGCAGUGCUGCGCCUAGGCGCGGCGCGCGGCCAGCUGCGCCUGGAGCAGGAGCACCUGCUGGAAGACAUCGCGCACGUGCGCCAGCGCCUAGACGACGAGGCCCGGCAGCGGGAGGAAGCUGAGGCGGCAGCGCGCGCACUCGCGCGCUUUGCGCAGGAGGCUGAGGCGGCACGCGUCGAGCUGCAGAAGAAAGCGCAAGCACUGCAGGAAGAGUGCGGCUACCUGCGGCGUCACCACCAGGAGGAGGUGGGCGAGCUGCUCGGCCAGAUCCAGGGCUGCGGCGCCGCGCAGGCGCAGGCGCAGGCCGAGGCGCGCGACGCCCUUAAGUGCGACGUGACGUCGGCGCUGCGCGAAAUCCGCGCGCAACUCGAAGGCCACGCGGUGCAGAGCACGCUUCAGUCGGAGGAGUGGUUCAGAGUGAGGCUGGACAGACUCUCAGAGGCAGCCAAGGUGAACACAGAUGCCAUGCGCUCAGCACAGGAGGAGAUAACUGAGUAUCGGCGCCAGCUACAGGCCAGGACCACAGAACUGGAAGCGCUCAAAGGCACCAAGGACUCAUUAGAGAGGCAACGCUCUGAGCUGGAGGACCGUCAUCAGGCCGAUAUCGCAUCCUACCAGGAAGCCAUCCAGCAGCUGGACACCGAGCUGAGGAACACCAAGUGGGAAAUGGCAGCCCAGCUCCGAGAGUACCAGGACCUGCUCAAUGUCAAGAUGGCUCUGGAUAUUGAGAUCGCUGCUUACAGAAAACUCCUGGAGGGCGAAGAGUGUCGGAUUGGCUUUGGCCCCAGUCCUUUCUCCCUUCCAGAAGCACUCCCCAAAAUUCCCUCUGCAGCAACUCACAUAAAGGUCAAAAGUGAAGAGAAGAUCAAGGUGGUAGAAAAGUCAGAGAAGGAAACUGUGAUUUUGGAGGAACAGACAGAGGAGAUCCAAGUGACUGAAGAAGUAACUGAAGAAGAAGAGAAAGAGGCCAAAGAGGAGAAGGGUGAGGAGGAGGAAGCAGAAGGAGGAGAAGAAGAAACAAAAUCUCCCUCAGCAGAAGAGGCUGCAUCUCCAGAGAAGGAGGAGGCCAAGUCACCAGUUGGAGCCAAGUCCCCGGUGAAGGAAGAAGCUAAGUCCCCAGCCGAGGCCAAGUCCCCAGUGAAGGAAGAGGCUAAGUCACCAGAAAAGGCUAAGUCACCCAUGAAAGAAGAAGCAAAAUCACCAGCUGAGGCCAAGUCCCCUGUGAAGGAAGAGGCCAAGUCUCCAGCUGAGGUGAAGUCCCCUGAGAAAGCUAAAUCCCCUGUGAAAGAAGCAGCAAAAUCACCAACUGAGGUGAAGUCUCCAGAGAAGACCAAGUCCCCUGUGAAGGAAGAAGCAAAGUCCCCAGUGGAGGCCAAGUCCCCAGAGAAGGCCAAGUCCCCUGUGAAGGAAGAGGCCAAGUCCCCAGAGAAGGCCAAGUCUCCUGUGAAGGAAGAGGCCAAGUCCCCAGAGAAGGCCAAGUCCCCUGUGAAGGAAGAAGCCAAGUCCCCAGAGAAGGCCAAGUCUCCAGUGAAGGAAGAGGCCAAAUCCCCUGAGAAGGCCAAGUCCCCUGUGAAGGAAGAAGCCAAGUCCCCAGAGAAGGCCAAGUCCCCUGUGAAGGAAGAGGCCAAGUCCCCUGAGAAGGCCAAGUCCCCUGUGAAGGAAGAGGCCAAGUCCCCUGAGAAGGCCAAGUCCCCUGUGAAGGAAGAGGCCAAAUCCCCUGAGAAGGCCAAGUCCCCAGAGAAGGCCAAGUCCCCUGUGAAGGAAGAGGCCAAAUCCCCUGAGAAGGCCAAGUCCCCUGUGAAGGAAGAGGCCAAGUCCCCUGAGAAGGCCAAGUCCCCAGAGAAGGCCAAGUCCCCUGUGAAGGAAGAGGCCAAGUCCCCUGAGAAGGCCAAGUCCCCUGUGAAGGAAGAGGCCAAAUCCCCAGAGAAGGCCAAGUCCCCUGUGAAGGAAGAGGCCAAGUCCCCUGAGAAGGCCAAGUCCCCUGUGAAGGAAGAGGCCAAAUCCCCUGAGAAGGCUAAGACUCUUGAUGUGAAGUCCCCAGAAGCCAAGACCCCAGCAAAGGAGGAAGAAAGGUCCCCUGCAGACAUCAAAUCUCCUGAAAAGGCAAAAAGCCCUGUCAAGGAGGAGGUCAAGUCCCCAGAGAAGGUGAAAUCUCCUGUGAAGGAGGAGACCAAGGCUUCUGAGAAAGAGGUCACAAAGAAGGAAGAGGCAAAGUCCCCCGUGAAGGAGGAAGAGAAACCCCAGGAAGUGAAAGUCAAAGAGCCCCCAAAGAAGGUCGAGGAAGAGAAAGCUCCAGCCACACCAAAACCUGAGGAGAAGAAGGACAGCAAGAAAGAUGAGGUGCCCAAGAAGGAGACUCCAAAGCCUGAGGUCCAGGAAAAGAAGGAACCUGCUGUGGAGAAGCCCAAAGAAUCCAAGGUUGAAGCCAAGAAAGAGGCUGAAGAUAAGAAAAAAGCAGUGACCCCAGAGAAGGAGGCUCCUGCCAAGGUGAAGGAGGAGGCCAAGCCCAAAGAGAAGGCUGAGGUGUCCAAGAAGGAGCCAGAUGAUGCCAAGGCCAAAGAACCCAGCAAAGCAGCAGAGAAGGAGCCAGAAAAGCCAAAGAAGGAAGAGACACCAGCAGCACCUGAGAAAAAAGAUGCCAAGGAGAAGACCACAGAGGCCAAGAAGCCUGAAGAGAAACCCAAAGAGGAGCCUGGCAAGGAGGCCCCCACACCUGGCAAAGCCAAGACGGAAAAGGCUGAGAAAUCCUCUAGCACAGACCAGAAAGACAGCAGGCCUCCAGAGAAGGCCACAGAAGACAAGGCCUCCAAGGGGGAGAAGUAAAGCAGGGAGAAAGGACUAUCCAGAACAGCCAAAGAAACUCAGGAGGGUCUGGGAGCUCAAGAGUUGACAUAACAAAUUUUCAUGUUUUUCUCCCUUUUCUUUAUAUAAGAAACUCUACUUAGACGAUGGGGCCCUCCUUCACCAAACAGAAAUUUCUAUUAGCAAUAUUUAGCAAGAGAGGGUAUUCCCGACCCCCCAACUCCACACCUCAAACCCUUCCCAGGUGAUGGACAAUUAUGUUAUAUGAUAGCUUAUGUAGCCGAAUGUGAUAUAUGCCGAAUGCCACAUGUAAACACUUGAGUAUACAAACUGACCCCCUCCUUUCCAAAUAAGUGCAUUUAUUUCCUGUAUGUGCAACUGACAGAUGACCGCAAUAAUGAAUGAGCAGUUAGAAACACAUAAUGCUUGAGAUGUCUUAACUUAUUCCUGAAUGCCUUCUGUUUUCCAAAGGAGUGGCCGAGCCCUUGCCCAGAGCUCUCUAUCCUGGAAGAGCUGGAGCAGGUGGGGCUGUGCACUGGCCACUGAAUCAUGCCAGGGCGCACUUUUCCACUGGAGUUCACUUUCAAUUGCUUCUGUGCAAUAAAACCAAGUGCUUAUAAAAUGAAAAUGUUUCUGUUGUUAUUUAUUCUCUUUCCCCAGGCAGGUUGGGGGACAGGGCCAGGGGAAGUCUAGAUGUCACACUCAAGACAGCAGAGGACUGAGUAAGCAUCAGAGGUCUCAUGCAGGUAUGGGACCAGUUAAUGUGGCCUUCCUUGGGCUAUUUCCUGGCAUAAAUCAUGUGCCAGGCAAUGUGCUUUAUUUUUAGGAUCUUGUAGAUAAGUGGUCUGGUGUAUGGUUUCACAGGGUGGUCCAUGGAUCACCUAUAUCAGCAUCAUCUGGGAGCCAUAUAAAAAUGAAGAUUCUGGAUGUCUCGGUUGAGCAUCCACCUUUUGAUUUUGGCUCAGGUAAUGAUCCAGGGUCAUGGGAUGAAGCCCCAUGUCAGGCUCUCCCUCUGAGGGAGAGAAGAUUCUCUCUCCCUCUGACACUCUCACCCUACUCACAGGCACACUGUCUCUAAAACUAAAAAAAGAAAAAGGAGAUUCCUUGUUUCCAUUGUAGACCAUUGAAUCAAAAUUUGAGGGGUAAGCCUGGGAAAGUACAUGCUUUACCAACUCCCACUUGAUUCUGAUGCACCCUGACACCUGAGAAUAGGUGAGGUCCUUUGAAUAUUAAA
Molecule: messenger RNA, 4492 nt
Organism: Prionailurus viverrinus (fishing cat)
Lineage: Eukaryota; Metazoa; Chordata; Mammalia; Carnivora; Felidae
Gene: NEFH
Product: neurofilament heavy chain
Exons: 4
Coding region: 1-3279 (1092 amino acids)
Biological process (GO): axon development
Cellular component (GO): axon; neurofilament
Molecular function (GO): structural constituent of postsynaptic intermediate filament cytoskeleton
Source: RefSeq, a predicted model, not a curated record